UUUAGUAUGUUAAAAUUUAGUAGACUGGGCUCAUGCUAGUAGAGAGACAUCUCAGAUUUGCGGCCAAUGAAACAGACACUGGCACAUCACCUCAUCAUAAAUGAAAGAAAUGAAGAAUGAAGACAAGAAUGACUACCGUCUUGGAAUCCUUCUUCUGGACAUUUUUUCCUCAGUUGGGAUAUGUUUUCUGUUGAAGUUAUUGGACUUUUUUCACUGAGAAUGGAUUUUCAUGAGAAGGGAGUUCAUCUGCUUUUCAUCACUUUUUCAGGCAAGGAACACUCUUAAACGUCUGAGAAUUAUCCUGAGAAUGAAAAGUCAAGGAUAAACACGUAAAUCAAUAGAUCACUGAUGACUUUGCACUUUAGUAAGGUUAGGUUGUAAUUUCAAAAUAAGCGCAUGUUCAUGGAUAUAGCCGCUUCAAGUAGGAAGUAUGCUGUGAUGGGAUCUGGAUGACAGCCAGACAGAACAAGGGGCGGACAAACGAAACAACAGCAGCUAAAGAGGGAAGAUGUUUUGUUUUCCCCAAUGGGAGCAAAGAAAAUCUACAACUUUGUGUCCAUUUCUUCCUCUUGAAAACAUCAGUAUCUUGGUCUGUUUAAACUAUUAAUGUUCAAAUUUGAAAAAAAUGACAUUUGAUGCAACAAUGAUCGCUUUUAACAUGACUCAUCAGCAAACACCAUUGGAAACUAUAAGGGAAAACUACUUAGUGACAUCACCCAGUACAGAGGUCACGACCCCUGCUGUGAUAAAAAGACAAGUAGUGGCCGUUGGCUGUAUUCUUAGUGUGGGAUCCAUUUUGAUCAUCUCCAUCAACCUUUUAGUCGUCAUUGCCCUGGUCCUGCUCAUCCGGAAGAGGGGCUACCAGAGCUGGUGUUUUGUCUUAAACCUAUCCAUAGCGGACAUCCUGGUUGGUGUAGCUAUCACUGGCAUUGCCACUGAUGCUCUCAAAGGAACGACAGCCUCCAUGGAAAAGGGCAUUUGUUUGUUGCGCAUGACCUUUAUCAUUGCACCCUCUGCGGCCUCUAUCCUAACCAUGUUUUUGAUCUCACUGGACCGCUACGCAGCUAUAAAGUUGCCACUGCGCUAUUCCCAGCUAAUGAACAAUAAGAUGAUUGCUGGGACUCUGGUUCCUGUCUGGCUCAUCGCAGUGACUUUGGCAUUUUUACCCUGCAUUUUUGAACCGAUGCAGAAGGAAGACUAUCACAACGUCUGCACAUUCUUCUCCGUCAUAGAACCAAAGAGCAUCAUUCUUCUUUUCUGUCUUUUUUUCUUUCCAUUACUCUCCAUAUUCAUCUAUAUUUACAUGGACAUUCUGAAAAUUGCAUGCGGCCACCAGAAGCGCAUCCGUGCCCAGCUAGCAGGCUCACGCUUUCUGACGUCUAGCCGUUACUGGGGUCAUGUAAAAGCCCUGAGGACUGUUGCCAUGCUGGUUGGCUGCUUCACCCUCUGCUGGUGCCCCUUUUUUGUGGUCAGUAUUGUGCAGGCAUCAUGUCCAACAUGUAAACUUUAUGACUUUUUGGAGAACCAUCUCUGGCUGCUGGGACUUUCAAACUCCUUAAUAAAUCCUCUUGUUUAUGCUUGCUGGCAGCGAGAAGUGAGAAACCAGAUCUGUGAGAUCUUCGCUCAUAUUAAAGUCGGGUUGUGUCGUGUGACACACUCUCAGACAGUGGACAGAUGCCCUGCAGACCACCCGACUGUCACUCAGGCAGUAACGUGUCAUGACAAGAUUCUACCCACACCAUUAAAUUUCAGUAGGUCUGUCACAAUUCCUGAACAACAUCCUGAAAAUGUUUCCAACAGAUUGAGAAUGUCCUUUUAGUCCACUGGACAUAGGAAACUGUAAAAAGUCUACAUAACUGCUACAUCCCUUAA
Labeo rohita (rohu) is the source of this 1872-nucleotide messenger RNA. Its product is annotated as glucose-dependent insulinotropic receptor. Gene Ontology annotation, biological process: G protein-coupled receptor signaling pathway. The record is from RefSeq and is a predicted model, not a curated record. Gene Ontology annotation, cellular component: membrane. Lineage: Eukaryota; Metazoa; Chordata; Actinopteri; Cypriniformes; Cyprinidae. The coding region runs from base 626 to 1819 and encodes 397 amino acids. Gene Ontology annotation, molecular function: phosphatidylcholine binding; G protein-coupled receptor activity. The transcript has a single exon.